CUUAGAAUCAGGUCGUAUGGGUUCUAUAUCACAAAAUUUAAAACAUAAUGAUUUGUUGCCGUAUUUCCCUCUAAAAAAUGUUUUACUCUCUAUAUUUUAAGCUUGAGAACUGAGAUUGACCUUUUUGGUGCUUUUGUGUCUCUAUGAUAAUGGACAGCACACAGUAAGCAUUUAACAAACACUUCUUGGUUAAUUCCUCUGUAGAUUCAUUUCUCACAAGCAAAAACCUUUGUAUUCUUAUGCCUGGCUCACGACAGAGCCCAUGGUAAGAAGAGAUUACUCAAACUCUGAAAUACAGCACCCAGUUGUAGUGAGCUUUUUGCUCAGCUAUUUAGGCCCGAAUGGCUGUGGAAUCCAGAGCGGUUUCAACUUUGGGACCUCAGAAUCCUCAGGAUCAAGAGCUAAUACUAGUGAAAGUAGAAGAAAGCCUUUCCUGGGGUCAGAAAUGUAAGCAGAGUGGGAGUACCAGAUCGUGCCAAGAAUUGUUCCGCCAGCAAUUCAGAAAGUUUUGCUACCAGGAGACACCUGGACCCCGGGAAGCUCUGGGCCGACUCCAGGAGCUUUGCUAUCAGUGGCUUAUGCCAGAGUUGCACACAAAGGAGCAGAUCCUGGAACUGCUGGUGCUGGAGCAGUUUCUGAGCAUCCUGCCUGAGGAGCUGCAGAUCUGGGUUCAGCAACAUAGUCCAAAAAGCGGCGAGGAAGCUGUGACCCUGUUGGAGGAUUUGGAGAGGGAAUUUGAUGAUCCAGGGCAGCAGCAGGGACCAGCAGUGCCUUGGAAGGAUUUGACAGGUCUUGGAACAUCGCAAGAAUUAACAAACAUCCAGCUCCAGCCUUUAAAGACACAGCUGAAACCCUGGGAACCUUGCCUUUCCCCCAAAAGUGAUUGUGAGAACAGCGAAUCAGCGACCAAGAAGGACAUUUCGGGAGAAAAAUCACAAGGAUGUCCCCAGGAACCUUCAUCUGGAGGAGUUAGUGAACAUGGCAGCAGUUUAGAGUGGCAACAAGAAAAUGCUACAGGGGAGAAAUUAAGAAGAUCCCCUUCCCAAGGGGUCAGUUUUAGUCAAGUAAUCUUCACACACAAAUCUGUAGGAAAGAGAGUCCGUCAUGAGCCUCAGAGCAGCUUAAUUCUAAGUACAAACUCUAUAACUUAUCAGAAAGUUCCUACAGAAGAGAGACCUUAUAGAUGUGAUGUAUGUGGGCACAGCUUCAAACAGCAUUCCUCUCUAACACAGCAUCAGAGAAUCCAUACUGGAGAAAAGCCCUAUAAGUGUAACCAGUGUGGGAAGGCUUUUAGUUUGAGGUCAUACCUUAUCAUUCAUCAGAGAAUUCACAGUGGUGAGAAAGCAUAUGAAUGUAGUGAAUGUGGGAAAGCCUUCAAUCAGAGCUCAGCCCUCAUUAGACAUCGCAAAAUUCAUACUGGGGAGAAAGCUUGUAAAUGUAAUGAAUGUGGCAAAGCAUUCAGUCAAAGUUCAUAUCUCAUUAUACAUCAAAGAAUUCACACCGGCGAGAAACCCUAUGAGUGUAAUGAGUGUGGGAAAACCUUUAGCCAAAGCUCAAAGCUUAUUAGACACCAGCGAAUUCAUACGGGAGAGAGACCUUAUGAAUGUAAUGAAUGUGGAAAAGCUUUCAGGCAGAGUUCAGAGCUGAUAACCCAUCAGAGAAUACAUAGUGGAGAGAAACCCUAUGAAUGUAAUGAGUGUGGAAAAGCUUUCAGUUUGAGCUCAAACCUCAUCAGACAUCAGAGAAUUCAUAGUGGAGAGGAACCUUACCAGUGUAAUGAAUGUGGCAAAACCUUCAAAAGGAGCUCAGCCCUUGUUCAGCAUCAGAGAAUCCAUUCUGGGGAUGAAGCUUACAUAUGUAAUGAAUGUGGGAAGGCUUUCAGGCACAGAUCAGUCCUCAUGCGCCAUCAGAGAGUCCACACUGUAAAAUAACUUGUGAAUACAAUGAAUGUUGUAAAUACUUUGGUCAGAUUUUUAUCUUUGUCAGUUGAAAGGGUUUACUUUGGAACAAGACUCCAGGCUGGUAAACUACCAGGUCUGGAGUCAUUCUGACUUAACUAAGCAGCCAUUCCCAAUACUACUGCAGAUUGUCCCUUGAAAGCUUUUCCUAGGACUAAUCAGAACAGCAGAUGGAAGAAUCACUACUUCCAGCUUUUCUCUUACCAUUAGGAAUACUCAGGAAAUAAGAAAAAUGGAAAUAUAACUUUGAAACCUCAUUUUCCAUGAGAACGUCUGAAGAGGGUUCAUUCAGCAACCCGGGUUGUCACUGCAUCUGAUUGUCCACAUACCAGGUUUGGGAUAUGGUGUGGACAGUAUGAGGGACAUUUUGUCUCAGGAAUACAAAAUUUUACUAGCCAAUUAUGAACAGUUAGUGACAGGGCAGCAAGACUGAUGGGGAAACAGUUCAUCAAUGAUGUGUUGAGCCCAGGGCAGUUCAGAACUGAGGUAGUGGAAAGAAAGAAUACAAAUUAAUUUAUCCGACAGCUAUUUUUGAGGGCCUAUGUUGUGCCAGGCACUAGCAAUACAAUGAGAAAUAAGACCAUCUCUACAGUUGGAUGGGCAAGGCAAACUGGCAUAUGGUAUGAUCAGGGCUCUGUGACAUUAAGGAGGACCUGACCCAACCUUGGAUCAAGGAAAGUUUGUGAAAAAAAUGAACUCAGGGGUGACCAGGAGUUGGCCAGGGAAGUAGGCAGGCAGGGGAACAAUAUUCCCAGUAGGGGGAACAAUAGACAAAGGUCAGGAAGAAUGUCUGGCACAUCUGAGAAAUUAAAAGGCCAUUUUGUGUGGAGUGUUCCUGUUGAGUUCCUUUUGAAGUGGAGUCAUGUCUGUAAGAGAAGCAUGGAUGUAGCCGAAUAGGAGCCAGCAGAGAAGCUUCUGUUAGACAAAGCCUGGAGUUCUUGGACCACAGAGUAGAGCAGAGCUUUGUCUUGGUCUGGUAUGAACCGGGGGAAAGGGUUAAUAGCUAGUUUCCUUGCCUAUAGGCUCAGCUAGACCUUGUGUGUGUUUGGGGGAGGUGGGGUGGUUAGAAAGAGCCCAGCUUAGCAGUUAAGCACCUGUUAGAGUUCUAAAUCUUCCCUUUCCUAAACAGGACUCCUUUGGUUCUUAAGCCUAUCAGAGCUGCUAUCUGCUUCCUGCUUGCUCGCAAGGCUCUGGGUCAGAAGCUGCUAUGGCUACCACAUUUGUUUCUGGGGCUGGACCCCCACAGUUCUAGCACACUCCCUUGGGCUCAGGUGCUAAAAAAUAUUUAUCAUUCACUGGGUCUGUGACUUAUUCUCCAGGCACCUCACAUGUGUUCAGUUUUGCCUUUUAUCAGCAGUAUUUCAGUCUUGUGAAUUUUAGUUAAAGACAAUGCUAAAGGGAAGGGGCAACAAAAAGUAACAGUCCUGCUCCAUCGAGAGACCACCCUCUUCUGAGGGACCCAGCCCAAAAAGUAUCCCUAGACUGGUGCUUCUCAGUGCAAUGCAGGAAGGGAUAUAGGUUAGUCAGCAACAGGAAAACCUGUUAUUCAAAAAUACCUAACAGGUCAAAGUUCUAAAAUCUUGCCAAAAAUAGAAAUCUAUGGGAAUCUAGAAUCCUGAGCUGAGGAAAAGAGUUUUCAUGAGGAAAAGUAGAUAAUGCUCUUUGUUGGGACACACACAGAUAAGCAGAUACUAACCAGUAAGAAGGGCAGGUGGGCUAAAUCCCGGUGCUUGGAGAGCUAACGUGAGAAAAGAAAGGGAUAGGAUAACAAAGUAACAUGAUAAGAGCUAUUCAUAUUUACCUCUUCUGUUUCCUCUCCCAAGAUAAAGACUCAAAAGGGUAGGACAGUUGUUAAAGAGGAAUUGAUACAACAUAUAUUACAAAAGGGAGAGAUUCUUUAUAGAAAGUUAUUAACAUAUAUGAAUAAGAAACAAUAGGUACUUUGCUGAGGGCUUUGUAUAUAUUUGUUGUUUCUCUGACAGCGCAUAUUUUGCUGAUGAGGAAAUGAAGGCUUAAGAUCAUGACAUAGUCAAUAUCAUGGCUAAGAAGUGAUGAGGUCAGACUUUGAACCCAGGCAAUAAGAAAACAAAACCCUUCGGUGGAGCCACUUCUCUAUAGCAUCUCCCCAUGAAAAAGUCCCAGUAGAAAAAAUUGUACUUAAGUCACAAAAGAACAAAUGCCAAUGGGUGACAGCCUUCUAGAAUUAAAAAUGUGAGAGUUCAGAUGGCACUUUUUUCCCCCUCAUAAAACAAAGAUUCAGGGAAAUUGGGACUCCAAUGCUGCUGGUGAGCUGUGAAUACGUAGGAUCUCUGGCAGUCAAUACCAGAAGCCUUAAGCAUUGCCUUUUGACUUUAAAAAUUCUACCUGGAAAUGUAUGCUUCAGAAAACAUCAUGAAUGUAUACGAAGUCUUAAACGCUGUUAAAAAAGUGAUGUUGGUUGAUGUCAAAGAAAUGACAGCAUAUCUUAAGUAAAAAUAGAACAUGUAUAAUAUGACUCCAUGUAAAAAUAUAUUUAUGCAUUAAAAAUCCUGGAAAUACAUAA
Molecule: messenger RNA, 4500 nt
Organism: Ailuropoda melanoleuca (giant panda)
Lineage: Eukaryota; Metazoa; Chordata; Mammalia; Carnivora; Ursidae
Product: zinc finger protein 397
Exons: 4
Coding region: 342-1931 (529 amino acids)
Biological process (GO): regulation of transcription by RNA polymerase II
Molecular function (GO): DNA-binding transcription factor activity, RNA polymerase II-specific; RNA polymerase II cis-regulatory region sequence-specific DNA binding
Source: RefSeq, a predicted model, not a curated record